CCUGCCGGCGGGGCCGCCCCGCGCUCCGCCGCGCGUUACCGGCCGCGUCCCCCGCGGGGCUGGGGCGGGGGGAUCGAGCCUUCGCUCCCUUCCCCGGGCGGGCUGGGCAAGGGGGCCGGGCGGAGGGAAGGCGGCCGGGGUAGCCCGGUGCGGUCGAUGCUGGCUGUCCCGCCCGCCGGCUCAGCCCGGGCUGCGGCAGGCUGGUGGCGGCGGUCGGGACCCAGCGGGAGCCCUCCGGGCUCCGUUCCCCUUCCCUCCUUCCGCGGCGGGCGGAGCUGGAGGAUUUUCUCCCGCUGCGUCCCCCUCGCUGCCCCCCAGACAUGGUAGGUCACCUACAGCUGCAAGGGAUGGACGACAGCCUGAAGGAGAAGAGCCGGGAAGGCUUGUUGGACAGCCCGGAUUCGGGGCUGCCCCCCAGCCCCAGCCCCCCUUUCUACUCCCUCUCACCCGGUGAGGGCAGAGCUGGGGGCAGCGGCGGCGCGGACCCCCCGGCGCCGGGGCACCAGCGAGAGGCCAAGGACGGCAAAGUGAUGCCUUACCUGCUCCUGAACCCAUCUGUGCCAGAGACCAGGCCUCGAAUGUACCCUGUGUUUUUUGGAGAAAGCAUUGAGGUCAGCCCUGAGCCUGUGCAGGAAAUCAGGUGCAAUUCCGAGGUGAAGUACGAGUCGGAGCGGCAUUACCGGGAUGACAUCUUCUACAGCCCCAUCCCCACCGUCACCACCUACCGCGAGACGGUCAUCGCCGCUCCCGACUGCACCUGGCGGAACUACAAGUCCCAGCUGAUCUUCGAGCCCCGCCAGAAGCCGCUGAGGUUUCAGAGCACGACCAUCAUCUUCCCUAAACGUGCCAAGAACAUUUACCGGACCACCCUCAGCUACAGCUUGGGUUGUGCCAAGCGUUGGUUCGCUUCCAGCGUGCAGCUGGAGCUCUGCGAGGAAACCAGCCCCUCCGUCAUCUGCAGCGAGACCCUCUGAUGUGCCCCUGCCCUGGGCAACCUUGUGAGCUCAGGGAGGCUGUGGCCUCUGCUGCCUCUCUGGCUGGGCCCUCUGAUGGCAACUGAAUAUUAAUGGCUGGAGAACACGUUGUCUGGGGUGAGGCUGAGCUGCCUGGGGGGAGGCUUGCAGGGCAGGGGGUGGUUUUGACCAGUGAAAGGCUGGCUUGUAGUUGGUGAUGUUCCUGACAUUCAUGAUCUGGAGUUUAUUUUUGGUUGGGUUUUUUUCCAGGCAUAUCUAUUCAUCUGUUUAGAUAAAGGACCCUAUGACCCAUAGCAAAGUACUGCCUUGUGUGCUCUGUAGUCCUGGCCUAGCACAUAGGUGAGACUCGGUGUAACCUUCAGAGCUAUUUUGAUCUCUGCAAGGGGAAGACCAACGGCAGAGUCAGCAUCCAGUCACCCAGCGUCCACCAAGCCAGGUGUCUUAGAGUUUAAAUGCAGAGGAGGCAGUUAUUUGUACCAAUACAUCACAGCUUGCUCUAGCAGUUCACCUGGGAGAGAGCUGUGAUGCUACACCACUGCAGUAACUUCAGGCCUCGCUUGGAAGAGUGGGCACUGUCACCAGGAAAAAGGGAACAGACUCACAGUGCUCUUGCUAGCAGCUGGGUGUUUAUAUACCACAGCAGGGAACAGCACAAACGGGGUGAGAGGAGGGCCCACCCCAACUCAUGGCCACCUCUCCUGUGAGCCCAGGCAGGAGUGUGCAGGGGAGCCUGAGGAAACUGAACAGUGAUUUAGGACCCUGGUGCCCUUUUUCUUGUCACUCCAGGGGUGCCAUGCUGUUUGUUGGCUCAGACACUCAGUUUACAGAGAUCUUUAGGUGCUUGCAACCCUUUGGAGUUUCAGGGUAUGUCUGUCUUGCAGAGAGGAGUAUGGUACAGAAUGAUGCUGUCUAGCUUCAAAGAAGCCAGUGCAGGGUUAACUCAUGGGCAAGGUUACUCACCCUCCUGAUAGUUUCUGUAUCUGUGGCAUGGACAGCUUUGCUGACUGUGGAGGAGCAGCCAAACUUCCUCAAUGUAGAGCUUGAAGUAUUGAAGAGCCCAAACAGGUUGUCCUCAAUCAGCCAGACUGUAGCAAUUCAACAGGUACUUGGCAAACAGCUGAGCUGUGUCUGCAAAAGGAUCAAGAAACACUGAGAGAGCUGGAGGCACUACAGCCAUCCUAAGGUAACCCAUUCCCCACUCAUGAGUCACAUCUGCUGGGAUCUCUUUGGUAGCUCACUGAAAACCUGCAAGAGCCUGGAUUCCCACAAACAUAUAACCUGUGAAAAUAGCAUGGAAUUGUCUCCAGAAAUGUCACCAAGAGUCUCUGCACGCUGUUCAGAAGAGCCCAGGCUUACAGAAUAACCACACAGCUCCAGAAAUUAACUCCCAGCUUUCCCUCUUCUCGACUUUCCAUUUUGUUCCUGACUUGCUGUGAGUCUGAUGGAGUUAUUUCAGAACACAAGUGAGCAGCCAAGUCCCAAACCCUAUUAACAAUGUCAACAAGAUGCAGCUGAUUGCCCAGAAGAGCUGACGCACGAACCCACAGACACAAAACCAAAAUACAUCUGAAAAACCCAAAAACUAAUAAUAACCAAUAGUGACUUACAAAGAGAUUUUUUCCAUUGGUUUCAAAAGGCAAUUGGUAAAUGUGACCAGAACUGUGACCUUUAGAAAACAGAGUUCUCUUGUUUAAAAUGAAGCACAAGUUUUCCACCAGAGGUAAAUGUGAGAUCUUCUUAUACCAGCUGAAGUCCUGACAGCUGAGGCAUCAUUAGCACUGAAAGAUGUGUGCUGUGGCAGUGAUGAGCUCUGCCUCUCUCUUUGAGACUUAGGACUUGGUAGGGAGAGAAAUCUCUCAAAGGAUUCCCAAGGCUUCCACCUACUGUUGAAGUCUUUUCAGCAAGGCAGAAACAAAGACUCCGUUUGUUAUUAGUCAGAUUUUGCUGUCACUGACUGUCAGCAUCAAAGCCUGCAAAAGCAACAUCUGCCUCCAAAGGGAUUAUUGUGCCUGAAGCAACCCUUCUUCCCAGAGCUCCAGCAAACAUGUGCUGUGGGGGAGGGUGUCCUUAGGCAGGAGGGUGGCUGAAGCCAGGAUGGAUGUGGUCCCAAGUGCAGUGCCAGUCAGUGAUGUGUGUGCUUGGUAGCUCACCUUGAGGUCUGUCCUAUUGGCCAGGUGCUGGUGACUGAGCCUUGUGAGCAGUGAAAAUCCUCCUCUGCCAUCUUGGGUGCUUCCUGAAGGCUCUGGAGGGCUCUUUCCACACACUUGUGAGACUGUGGCAGAGGGAGUAGGUUUCCAAGCUGAGCAGCAGUGUAAUCCAGGUUCAAAGCAGGGCCAUACCCUGCGUGGUGCCAGGUUAGACUGCAGGCAGCUUCACUGAGCAAGCACAGAGACAGGCUGACCUCCAACCCAAGGGAUGCCAGAGACUCCCUGUUCUGACCAUACAUCAGGUUUUUCUCCUGUUAACAGUUGGGUUAUUUCCCUCCUCCAAGCACAAAGGUGCAGGUUUUAUAUCAGGUUGGUCUUUGGGCAGCACAAGUGCUUCCCCAGAAGAUCUUUUAUCAUGGCCAGCUGCGGGCUCCUGCCUGCUUUGUCUGCUGCUAGUUCUGCUUCCUCAACACUGGCUGCAACAGGCACACACAAAAGAAUUCAAAGAAACCCACAAUACUGGUGUGCAAGUACAAAGCCAGUGGAGAGACCUGACCCACAGGCUGCUCUGUCACCCUGCAGGGCCAGGGCUGCUCAGGCAAAGCCUCACAGGUGGAUGUGACCCCUGGGAGGGUGCAACAGAGAGCUGCAUCCUUGGCACUGGAUGGUCCCCACACAGCCAGGCCAGGCUUCUUUGAAGUUUCAUGCUUUGUUUUCUCUACAAAUAGAGCAGAAAUGACCUAACAUGCUCCUGCUCCUUUGAGCUUAAGCAACUUUUCUGGUUUUGCCAUGUCAGGAAAAGAAAACCCCAAGAGAGCAGCUUGGGUUUCCAGGCUGCUGAGCACACUUGGAGCUGUCUAGCCAUGGGCAGGCCGUGGUGGGCUACCACCCUGGACCACAUCCAAGCUGUGACACAGCCAAGUGCCUGAGAUCUGUAGAAAAACUUUGACAAAUACCUUCUUCUGUGGUGUCUCCCAUGGGCCAGUCACAAGCUGCUUUUCUUCUCAGUGAUCUGUGGCACUGGAAAAGGACUUGUGUUUUUCCUGAGGACAAGAAAACCACAGAGGGUCAAGUCUUCCCCCUUGCCUGGGCGCACAGGCCUCCCUGCCAGCGCACCCUCCAUCCCUGUGGCUGGGUUAGGCAGUGGUAGAAGAGCCAAAGUUCAUCUUGCUCAUCACUGGGAGAAGUGAGACUUUUGUUUUGCCUAAACACCAGGAACUGAUUGCUCUUUAACACGUUGCCAGUUGAGAGUGGCUCUGAGCAGCCCAGCAGGGCCUUACCUGGUGUGCUCUACAUCCAAAAGCCCAAUGAGUCCUGUGGUUUUCUUUUAGAUGGAGCAGUAUUAAUGUCAACCAACAGCUCUUUGGCCACGUGUGUUUUCUCAGAGAUACAGGGGCUGGAUACAGGCUGUGGAACUGCUGCUCAGGAAGGAGAGUUUCCCUGAGCAGCUGGGACCGUGCCCACACCAUCACCCCCCGGGCUCCUGCUGCGCCUGGCACCCACGGGCCUGGGAGCCUGAUGGGCAAACUCACACUCUGCCUUGAGUUAUUUUCUGCUUUUCUGAGAUCAGAGACUUUCCCAGAAGGAUAGUUUUUUCUGGGAGGAAGGUAGUUCUCUUCAAUCUCUGUCUCAAAGUUGUGGGCUUUUCCCUUCAUCCCCUUGUCCCUGUGAUUGUUUUCCCCUGGAUCCAACCGAGCAGGCUCCUGUCUGUUCUGCUGCAUUGCUGCCUUUGCCUUGGGGGCCAAAAAGAGGGAACCUUAACUAAAUAUUGAACUUUCAGAUUCUGCAGAAUACUUUGCACAAAUUGCAGAGAACAACUUUUGACCAAACCUGUUUACUGCUUCUUUUCCCUUUGUUUUAGUUGAUGUUGUUUUUCCUAAGCCAGCUCUACUUUCCUCAAUGUGAAUUACAGACAGCUUUGCACCCUGGGUGCAUACGUUCUGGGAAUGAUGAAAUGAGGUUUGGGUGUUGAUAGCAGUGUUUGAGUGAGCUGCUGGUCAGAGAAGUGAAUGCUGUUUACUAUUUAUGUUGAGUGUGUCUUUAAAAAAUAAUGGGAAGGGUCACUAGAAAGCAAAAGGCUUUGUAAAGCAAACUGAAGACUAAAGGCUGUGUGAAUCUGGUCUAGAGGCGAGUGGUUCUGUGUGAACACUGUGAGCUAGGAUAUUUAGCCAUUGUGGUUUUAAUCUGCCUUCUUUCCCUGCAGGGAAGGGCAUCCUUGCCUUCUCUAGAACUGAAACAAAACCAGAUCCAUCCUCUGUCCCAGUCCUUCAGACCCACUGAGGUCUGUGAGCAUCGGCGUUCCCCGGGCUCGUGAGGGUCUGUGUGUAUCCAGCACGCAUGUGCAGAACUGUGUCUCUCUAGAGAUGGGAGAACCCUUUGUAGGGAAUGAGGGAUCUUGGUGUGGGAUAUUCACAUUUCUACUGCCAGGCACACUCUGCUCCCUGAGGAUCACCCUGUCACUCACAAAUUGACCCGUUCUGAACAUUUGCCCUAAAGCUCUCCUGUAAGCGUUGUAUUUCAGAAGGCUUGGGACGCACUCAUUUGUUCUUCCACAUACUCUAGUUGCCAUCAAAAUAGGCUAAGUAUCCUACCAUGUGAAUCGUGACCUGGAGAGGGGGUUGCAAGGUGGCUGAAGGUUGGAGAAGGAGGAAGAGACCAGACAAGUGAUGGAAAUGCAUAAGGAUGUGUCAUAUUUUUAUUUUUGUAAGUCUGAUUCUCCCCAUGCCUGUACAGUCCUUUUCCAUUGUAUAUGUGGUGGUGCAGUAGUUCACAAACCCUUUUAUUUUUGUAUAUUCCCCACUCCACAAUAACCCCUUUCUGUUCAACUCAUAGAGAGUAAUUUAAGAAGACAAGAUUUAUAUAUCGUAAUAAAAUGCUCAAAGUGUCACGUUGAA
Molecule: messenger RNA, 6015 nt
Organism: Colius striatus (speckled mousebird)
Lineage: Eukaryota; Metazoa; Chordata; Aves; Coliiformes; Coliidae
Gene: RFLNA
Product: refilin A
Exons: 3
Coding region: 321-974 (217 amino acids)
Biological process (GO): negative regulation of chondrocyte development; actin filament bundle organization; skeletal system morphogenesis
Cellular component (GO): actin filament bundle
Molecular function (GO): filamin binding
Source: RefSeq, a predicted model, not a curated record